CCCGUGGACAGGAGAUUGGUCGCAAAAUUUGAAGACUUGUUGCGCACAUCAACGAUUGGAAGGAUUUUAGCCAGAUGCUAGUAAACUAGGCACUAAAGUCGCUAAUAACUAAAAAAUGUCACUAGGGAAAGUUUCGGCAAGUUUGUCAAUCAACCCCAUAAGUGCCAAUUCGUGAGUGACGUUAUUCGCUGUCUAGAAAAUAAAAGGGUAUCUAGCUAACGUUAGUGUUGUUUGGCUGUUUGGCUAGCUACAGUACAGUAACGUUAGAUGAGCUGACGUUAGCGGUUGUUCUUCGUGACCUGUCUGUCAAACAAGUAGCUAACGUUAACUAGCUAGUUUUUCUACAACUAACUAACAAGUUUUCUACAGCUAAAACAUCUCAAACUAGCUAGCUAUUUAGCUGGUAGCUAUGUAUCCAGCUAAUAUAACGUUAGUAAACGCUAGUUAACAAAAAAAUAAUCUGCCAGCUAACGUUAGCUGGUUUAGCACUGGCUAACAUUAGCUAGCUAGUCUACAGCCUUAACAGACGCUAAUUUAGUCCCACAGUCAGGCUAACAACAACGAUGUCUCGGAGGCGGCAUGACAACCGCAAUGGACCUACUGGGUUACUUGGAGAAAUUCAAACUCCUAUCAAUACGGAACCGAUGGACAGUAUGUACGAGAUCACCGGCGAGUUGGGCAGGGGGAAAUUUGCGGUGGUGAAGCGGUGCGUGGAGAAGGCCACGGGGAAGGUGUUCGCCGCCAAGUUCCUGCGGAAGCGGCGGCGGGGCCGAGACUGCCGGGCUGAGGUGGUGCACGAGAUGGCCGUGCUGGAGGCGGCCCGCAACAACCCUCGUGUGGUCAACCUGCACGCUGCCUACGAGACAGACCACGACAUCAUCCUGCUGCUGGAAUAUGUGGCUGGGGGUGAGAUCUUUGACUACUGUGACUGUGAGGAGCUGCUCCCAGAGGGCCAGAUCACACGGCUGAUCAGACAGACGCUGGAGGGCGUCCACCUCCUCCACCAGACCAGCGUGGUGCACCUGGACCUCAAGCCCCAGAACAUUCUCUUGACCAGCCUGGCUCCGCUGGGGGACAUAAAGAUUGUGGACCUUGGCCUGGCGCGCAAACUGGGCACAGUCGGAGAGCUCCGAGAGAUCUUGGGCACGCCCGAGUACGUGGCCCCAGAAAUUCUAAACUACGAGCCUAUCACCACGGCAACUGACUUGUGGAGUGUGGGGGUGAUAGCCUACAUGCUGGUGACGGGUGAGUCUCCGUUUGCGGGGGACGACAAGCAGGAGACGUACCUGAACGUGUCCCAGGUCAAUGUGGACUACAGCCAAGAGGCCUUCUCCAGGGUGUCGGAGCUCGCCGUCGACUUCAUCCGCAAGCUGCUGGUCAAAACACCAGAGGACAGGUCCAGUGCAGCCGACUGCAUGACCCACCCCUGGCUGUGGCAUCAGUACCCAAGUACCGAGCCUGUCACGCCACGUACCCCCCGCGAGAGGAGCAGCGGUAACAAGUGGGCCGCCUCACCCGAGGACCCAGAGGACAAGGAGAACUUCACUUUGGACUCGCCCCACACCCACGCCAAGCGGUUUCGGUUCGAGGUGGAGACGCCUGCCGCCACCAACAUUGGUGAUGGGGACUUCUGAGGGGGAAAGAGUGACGCAAGCGCACCCAUCCCGUGACCUCCCCUUUUUGCUUUUAUUGGUUUUAUGUAGCAAGGAACCUGCCGGCAACACUGUUGCCUACCCAAGAACUAUUCAGUCCUGUUCUGUUCUACCGCCCGCUUGUAUCCAGUGCGUCCGGCCAAACCAAAGUUAACCAGCUGACUUUGUGAUCUAACGAGUAAUAGUAUUUUAUUGUGAGCUGUUUUUGUCCUUUUCAGUGUAUUGUUGUCUUUGUUUUGUCUGGUUAAUUUUUGUCCCUGAAUUUAAAGAGAAUGGGUGGCCAGAUGUAUCAAAAGGGAAAUCUAUGCAAUACUGUUUUUCCACAAAUAGCCUAACUUUUAAGUGGUCUUAGACGCCCCAAAGUGUAUUUAGUAUUUUGUACUAAAAGCAUUCGACAGAACACUGAGCUGUGCAGAUACAAGCUAAACCAGUCUAUUUGAGGAAGUGAAAGUAAAGUAUGUCCUCGCAGUA
Coregonus clupeaformis (lake whitefish) is the source of this 2123-nucleotide messenger RNA. Its product is annotated as serine/threonine-protein kinase 17B-like. The transcript has 7 exons. Bases 564 to 1634 code for a protein of 356 amino acids. The record is from RefSeq and is a predicted model, not a curated record. Gene Ontology annotation, cellular component: nucleus. Gene Ontology annotation, molecular function: ATP binding; protein serine/threonine kinase activity. Lineage: Eukaryota; Metazoa; Chordata; Actinopteri; Salmoniformes; Salmonidae. Gene Ontology annotation, biological process: positive regulation of apoptotic process; intracellular signal transduction; protein phosphorylation.